Frankliniella occidentalis (western flower thrips) is the source of this 5630-nucleotide messenger RNA. Its product is annotated as protein zer-1 homolog. Bases 678 to 3026 code for a protein of 782 amino acids. The record is from RefSeq and is a predicted model, not a curated record. The transcript is spliced from 13 exons. Gene Ontology annotation, molecular function: protein binding. Gene Ontology annotation, cellular component: Cul2-RING ubiquitin ligase complex. Lineage: Eukaryota; Metazoa; Arthropoda; Insecta; Thysanoptera; Thripidae.
UUGCAAGUCUGCGUUCGAAGAUGCAUGUGUCGAAAUUGCUCCUUACGUCUUUCUUGCACGCAUAGCGCGGAGAGCAAAGGAGAGAGAGAGAAAGAGAAAGAGGUUACCAGCAAUAAAUAACAGUUUCCGAACGCAGCCCCGAUGCAGUGCAGUAACUGCGCAUGCGCGUUCUGUUAUAUGUAAGAAUGAAAACAUCCAUGAAAAAUACUAAACACCCUUCAUCCUUCAUUGUUUCAUAGGGUGUUCACGAAUUCUUUUGUGAGUGGAGUUGUGAAGGGACGAGGACAAGGCGAUCGAAAUCGAGAACAGCUGAUCGUUAGGCUUGGCCCUUCUUGUCGCCUGCUUUCUCGAAAGCUUAAUGCCCUUACCCCGUUGUUGCAAUGUGGGGUCGUUUAUUGUCUCGCCCAUGAUGGGGGAAAAGCUCAUUGUUGUUGUGAUGUAUGUCUCAAUGACCACCGAACAUAUGAAAUCUAGAAUGGGCUAAUGCUGACCAUUUCGCUGAAGUUUUGAUAAGAACGAUAAGAGCUAUUUUCUAACACACUCUUUAAGCCAAUUUACUAUAGAUUCAUGAGAAAAAAGAAAUUAAAAUAAUCUUUGUUUAUUAAGCAGUGACUUGAGGUUAUUUUUGUUUUGAAGAUCUAGUAAUAUUUUACAGAUGUGAAUUUAAAAUAUCUACUAUGCAGGCCUUGCUGUCAUUGUGGUCACAGUCACCACCACAACUCAAGUCCCUUUGCUUGAAGUACAUUGCUGAGAAUGUGGACAUUUUAAAGAGGAAAGAUGUUCAGUUACCGAUUGAAGUAUGGGAGUCAUUCAUUGACAUGUAUCAGCGUCUUGGAUACAUUGUAGAUGAUCAUUUAUUGGCCUUAUCAAACUGCCAUAUCAAACGUCUUCAUCUCCGCAAUGCUGAUGUCACAGAUGCUGGACUAAUAGUUGUCCUUACACAACAGCUGGUGGAAUUAGACCUUAGAAAUUGUGACAGACUUACUCCUAAUCUUAUCCAGUACCUCAACCAGUAUGGUGGUGAUUCUUUGCAAUCAUUAACUUUGGCAAGCAAUGGAAAUCUGUUAUCAGGCAUGCCUCCCCUGUGCAUAAGCAAUGGUAGCUUUGACAUAAAACUUCACAACUUGAAAAGGUUGAUCAUAAAUGACCUCACUGGGUGUGAAACUAGGCUAAAAUCUUUAAUUUCCCCAGUAAGAAACCUAACUCACCUUGAUCUUUCAAACUGUUGCAACCUGGGUGACUUGUCGUAUGUGACUCCUCUUGAAAAUCUCACUUCCCUCAUUCUUUAUAAUGUCAAGGAAAUGCAUUUCACCAUUCUUUCUAUUUGUAAACUGAAAAAUCUAAGGCAUUUGGACCUAUCUCAACCAGUACCCAAGGAAGCCCCAAGAAUGUAUAAACGACCAGAUUAUUAUCUUGAUCUGAUCGUCACCUCACUACCAAAUCUUGUAUCACUUGACAUUUCUGGCUCCAACCUAGCUGGGAAAGGUAAGUCAAUAUUUUUCAACAGGAAGUAUUUGUUAAGCUUUCCUUUUACCACUAGUGACACAAGAAUUGUAUUUUUGGCAGGUCCAGUUGCUAUGGCAAAAGAUGGGAUAUCGGACAUCCCCGGUCUAGUGUCAAGGGCUAGCAAUCCCUUACACUUCUUGGGUCUAUUUUAUACCAGUCAUGCUGCUAGUACAAGACACCACAUCCCAGCAAAAGUGGUGUCUGGAGACGCUAAUGAAGCUCAACUUCUAGUUGCUGCUUCAGCUUACAUGGAACGUCCACCAAUGUUAAAAAACGUGUUACAUGAAAUAUUUUUUAUUCUCCGCAAUGAAAUGUUUAAUGAUUGGAAGGCGUGUUUGGAUACUGUUAUUCAAAUUAUGGAUCGUCAUUUGAAUGAUGAAAGUAUCCAGACUACUGGCAGUGCCUCUUUGUAUUAUUUAAUGAAGCACUUGCAAAAAGGACAGCAUACUCAGACUAAGCAAAGGCUGAUGUGGACCCUUCUGAAUGGCUUGGAGGCUCAUGCUACGGCAACUAUGAUGAAAAAUUGCUGUCUCAUCUUGACUCUUAUUCUUCGUUUCACACCUCAUGAGUUGUUCUACUUUGAGCGUAUAGUAAAGCUGACACUCCGAAGGGUAGAAACCGGUGAGGGUCCGAUCCGAAGAAACGGUAUAACACUGCUCAAUUCUAUUGCUGUGACAGUUGACAGUAAAGACAAAGAGCAUAUGGGUGACUAUGGAACCAUCUAUAGGAUGCUUGCAGUCAUUGAAUCUCAUUUAAGAAAUAAGAUGAGCGGGGAAAUCCUUGACACAGCCUGGUCAACUAUGUGGAAUGCAACUGACGAAACCCCUCGAAAUUGUCAGCGUUUCUUGGAUGGAAAUGGCAUGGAGAUGUUUCUCCGAUGUUUAAGAGCUUUUCCCAAAAAGGAAGAAAUGAUCCGCAAUAUGUUGGGACUUCUAGGAAAUGUUGCUGAAGUCAGUUGGCUUCGGCCUCAAUUAAUGAACAGCCGGUUUGUUCAAGAAAUUUCAAAGCUUCUUGAUUAUGAUGGAAUUGAGGUAAGCUACAAUGCUGCUGGUGUCCUGUCAAACAUGGCAUCUGAUGGAGAGGAGUACUGGACCAUUGAUGAACCCUCCAGAGCAGAAGCAUUGAGGAGAAUGGUCUUUGCAAUAGAAUGCUGGGACUUGAGCACUCAGAGAUUUAUUCAUUAUCGUUCUUUUGAACCAAUUCUUGGUCUCUUGCGAAAGUCCCACACUCCUGAGUGUCAACAUUGGGCGGCAUGGGCACUUGCCAACCUUACAAGAGUUUACCCUGACAAGUAUUGUCCUCUGCUAGAAUCAGAGAAUGGCAUCCCUCUGCUAAGACAACUAAUGGAAACUGAUGUGAAUGAACGGGUGAAGCAGCUUUGUCAGAUGGUCAUAGACCAAUGUGUGCAUCUUGGAAAAGGUUACAUACCGAUGGAAGUUGAGGAAUAUGUAGAGGAAGACGACAAUGGGGAUGAUGAGGGGGACGAUAAUGAUGAUGGAGAUAUGCAGCUUGAUGGAUGAAUCUAGAAAUAUGUUAAAACAUGUGGGUAUUUUCCUAGGACUUGCAGAAGGCUUUCAACCUAUUUGGCAAAGUUUGCGGCGAUGAAAAUUUGCAUCCUAUUCAAUUAAUACCCUCUAGUUACAGUGAAGGUCUUGUAUUCUAUUUUAUUACAUAGGAACACACCUAGGUGUGAUAAGAUACACCACUAAACAUUAGUCUAUUUAUGUGAUAUGAUAGUGCUGUCAAUAUAUUACAAAAACAAUUCAUUAGUUUUAACAUCCUUUCCCAUUCCCUUGCUUAUUCUUACCCACUACAUAUUAACCUUUUUUGUGUUAAAAGUAAUGCUGUAGAUAUAAAUGUACAUAAGGUUCAGUAGGUGAUCUAUAAUCAAUUCUAGAAUGUAUUUUUCUUUUUCCAAAAGUUUGCAAAGCAAGGACAAAAUUACCUAUUCUAUUUCCUAUAAAGUUAAAUUUAUAGGUCCAGAUCAAAGCUUUUAGUUUUAUUUAAAAAGAAGAUAUGUUUAUUGUAACAAUAUUGUGUAUUGGCAUUUAUUUAAGUACCUAGUAUUUAUUAUUUCAUGUCAAUUUUUCCAUUUCAUCUCUACAUUGUUUUGUGUAAUGUUAUUUUUCUAAAUGUUUUAUUUAUAAACAACUUUUAUCAUGUUAAAUGAAAGACGGAACCCAAAUUCUAUGGAGGUCAAUGUGCUUAACUGCUGUGGCUAUGAAGUAGAUGUAUUACAGUAGAGUUUCAAGAAUGUUACUACGCUCUACAAGUAGCUAUUCAUGAGUUUAUUUUUCUACUUGUGCAGCAAGAAUGUUUUCAAUGUGGAGAGACAUUGCAGUUCUAACAUUGACUGACAAAAAUGUGUAUCCCUCCCAUGAACGAAUAAGUGAUUUUUCUCUAUGGCUAGCUGCCAAGUGCCAUCAAAAUUUUUGGGUCUCUGACAUUUCUUCCUUUGAUCUACUUGAUUUUUGUUUUUGUUAUAUUUUUAUUUUAUCCUCAAAUUUUUGUUUUAAAGGCACAAUUAUUUUGUGAAUAUUUUUUUUUUUUUUUUGCCUUCUGUUUAUUUUAAGGGUUCUUUGUGCCCUGUAAAUGUCUUGCCAUAACAUAAACAUCAUAACAAUGCAAGCUGUGUGUGUCACUGAAGGUUUAACUUUGUGCUCCCAAGUUACCAAAGUAUUGCUAAAUCUCACUUUCUGUAUGAUUAUGAUUACUCUGUCCUACUUAAUCUGUUCUGGUUGUCAUCAUUAGUACAGAACAACCCAUUACACAGAUAUCUAACGUGCUGUUCUCAUGGGGAAAAUUGAUUAUUGUGCUGUGAUUACUGGUUUUAAUUCUCCAAUUGGUUUCCUGGGAUUGUAGGUUGUGUUGUAUGUAUCCCAUAUUGGGCUGUAUAUUGGGUGUGAAAAAUAUUAUGGUAGAGUAUUGAUGUUGUUUGUAACCAGAACUAGUUUUUCUUUAAAUCUUAAUGUGGAAAUUCCUUCCAUGAUUUGACAUUUACAAUUGCAUUCAAGAGUGCACCUGUCAGUGCUUGCCUCAAUUCAGUACAAUCAUUCAUGAAUGUAUAUCCAAGUGUUACAUGGCAUUGUAUGAACAUUAUUUCAAGCUUUGUGUCUCUAAUCUGUGUGUGUGCGUGUGUGUGUCAUACACCACCAUGUUAGAGAGUUGAAGAAGUUACUGUGUCAAAUCAAUCUCAUGACUUGGAUCAGCCUCAUGUGUCGAUACUCGCUCAGAUUUUCUCUACAUCCAUAGCAAUAAGUUGUUUUCUUUUUUUCAUGUAUUUGUAUAGAGAUGGUCGUAUCAUGGCUGCUUAUAACUUGGAAUGCAAUUUCUAUUAGCAAGUUCAAUGUGGCACAAUCACAAUGUGGUUACGCUUUGCUUUUCUUUACCCUGGAAAUUCCACCCGUACUCAAUUUGUUAAAUUAUUUCUUUUGGGUAACUAUUUCAAUCCUUCUUUGUGGGUUUCAAGAAAUCAUGAUGAUGAAUCCUAAGCUGUUGACAGUCUGUUGUGACUAAAGUAUAUUUCACCUAUCUUGCUUUUUGUUUGAAAAUCUCACAAUUCUUAAAGUCGCAUUGUAAGUAUGUAAGUUAGCUGACAAGAGAAUAUCUGCCUAAAUUUUUGAAAUCAAUGUUUGUCAUAAGGGAUUUUAUAGAGUGAGUACAGUACUUUUAAUUCAUGAAGAAAUGUUAAUUAUGUAUGACACUUCUAGUUUUACUGACCUAUUGACACAUUAGAUACGGUAGACAUGAAAUGACUACACGCUAAAUGCUUUAAAGAUAGCAAUGAAAAACAGAAAGUGAAAUAUUUUUGCUGGAAAAUUGCUGAGUGCUAUUGUAAAUGCCCAGAUAUUUUUUUUCUUUUUUAAUAUUUUUUUGUGGUGUUGAUUUCUGUGAUAAGCUUGAAGUAAAUAGGCCCGUUUUUUGUAGCUGCCUAGUUUUAAUUGCAGUCUGUUUGUCGCACACUAAUAGUUUUCUUUUGGCAUAAAAAAAUUGAAUUCUGUUUAAACCAAAUAAGAAAAUUAAUCCUUGUGCUUUGAAUUGGUGAGGAAAAUUGUGUUGUGCUGUCUCCUUAUUCCUUCCAGAAAGCUUUAAUAAAGAGUAAAUAUUCCUAUGUUUCAACAGAA